Molecule: messenger RNA, 2321 nt
Organism: Nerophis lumbriciformis (worm pipefish)
Lineage: Eukaryota; Metazoa; Chordata; Actinopteri; Syngnathiformes; Syngnathidae
Product: solute carrier family 22 member 13-like
Biological process (GO): transmembrane transport
Cellular component (GO): membrane
Molecular function (GO): transmembrane transporter activity
Source: RefSeq, a predicted model, not a curated record
AUGAGCUCCUUCGCUCACAUCCUCCAGGAGGUGGGAGAGUUUGGCUUCUUCCAGAAGCGUCUGGUGGCCAUCUUGUGCGUCCCCAGCAUUUUCAUGGUCUUCGAUGCCCUCGGCCAGGUGUUCACGGGCCUGGCCUUCCCCAACUUCUGCGACACCUCCUGGAUCCUGGAGCGAGGAGCCAACCUCAGCCUGCAGAGGCAGAAGGAGCUGAGUCUCCCUCGCCGCCCGGACGGAACUUUCCACGCCUGCUUGAUGUUAUCGCCCGUGCCCUGGGACCUGGACACCAUCGUGGAGUACGGCCUCAACCACACCACGCCGUGCCUCAACGGCUCCACCUUUGAGGCGCCGCCGGGAGCCUCCAGCGUGGUCACUGAGUUCCAGCUGGUGUGUGACAGAAGUUCCUUCAUCGAAGCGUCCCAGUCCGUCUACAUGGCCGGAAUUCUUGUGGGGGCCUUGCUGCUGGGGGCCAUGGCUGACAGGUUCGGUCGACGUGUUGUGGUCCUGCUGACUCAUCUUUUUCUCUUCUUGUUCGGCGUCACUUCUGCCUUUUCUCCAAAUAUUUAUUUUUACAUCACACUCAAAUUCCUGUGUGGAUUAUCACUGUCUGGAAUUAUCACCACCACGUUUGUGAUCGGUGGAGAGUGGUGUGAGUCGUCCAAGUUCGCCCUGUGCACCACCGUCAUUUACACCUUCACUUCGGUGGGCUUGCUGCUGCUGUCGGGUGUUGCUUACCUCAUCCCCCACUGGAGGAUCCUGCAACUUGUCCUCUACUUGCCUCUUCUGCUGCUGCUGCCUCUUCUCUACUGGUUUCUGCCAGAAUCUGCUCGCUGGCUCCUCACUCAGGGCAGGAAGGAGGAAGCCGUGAAGGAACUGAGGAGAGCAGCAAAGGUCAAUGGCAGGACCAUCUCACAACAUCUGCUGGACAAGCUGGAGAUGGAGGCGUGUCCCCACAGAAGAAGCAGACAAAGCCUGUUGGACAUCUUCAGGAUUUCCUACUUGAGAAAACGAGCGCUGGUGAUGAGUUACAUCUGGUUUGGUACCACCCUGGUCUACUACGGCCUGAGUCUCAACGUGGGGAACUUUGGUGUCGACGUCUACUUGACCCAGUUCAUCUUCGGCCUGGUGGAGAUUCCUGCUGUCCUCGGCUCUCUGCCGCUCAUCCAGCGCUUUGGCAGGCGGCCGGGCCAGGCCGGAUUGUUGAUGUUUGCGGGCGCCGCCUGCCUCGCCAGCAUCGCCGUGCCCAAAGAUCUCCCCGUGGUGACCACGGCCAUGGCCGUCAUUGGGAAAUUCGCCGCCACCGCCUCCUCCACCAUCAUGUUCGUUUACGCGCCGGAACUUUAUCCCACCACGCUGAGGCAGAACGGCAUGGGCCUCAACUCCAUGUGCGCGCGCGUCGGAGGCGUCCUGGCGCCGCUGAUCCGACUGCUCCAUGCCUACCAUGACGUCAUCCCCAUGUCUUUAUAUGGCGCGGUGCCCGUCAGCGCCGGGCUCCUGUGUUUGCUGCUGCCGGAGACGCGCGGCGUGGAGCUGCAGGAUCACGCCGAGAUGACGGAACAUGGCGCCAGAAGCAGCGACCGCGAGGAGGACGGAGAAACGGAAACGCCCUACUAGCGGAGAUGCGCUGUUACCAUGGCAAUAGCCGCUCGCCAACACAGAAGAAAACAUCAAAUCCUCAAGAUAUUCUCUCUUUUUGGACUUUUUAAAAAUUUCUAUUUCUUUCUUUUUUUUUUUCUCUCUCUUUUUUUGGACUUUUGAAAAGGAACACGUCGUUUUAUGAUGUGUACUCGUUCUGUACUCCUGUUUACAUUGAAGUAAAACAGUGCAAUAAUCAUACAAAACGUGAACAUGAGUGCUUUUAAAUAAAAGUAAACAACAAAAGAUCGAACAUUCAUGCUUUUAAUUGGACAGAAGAUGUCAGGUUUAAGCACCAAACUAUCUAUUAAACAGGACAAGAAGCAAGGAAUCAAGCAGAGACAGAUUUCAAUUUGGCUCAUGGGGAGAAACGUAUGGUGCUGCACACUCAGUUACAGUCUCCCACCACGCUCUGAGGUACAGCCCCCGCACUCCCCAUUUUAUUCAGGAGUUCCCUAGUUACAUCGCUGAAGCUGCUUCUCAAGGGAGGGUACACAUAUUACGCAAGCAGCUCCAGUAGACACAAUACGGGAUUAUUCAGAAUGGAAAUGUGCUUAGCCUCGUGGUUUUGGCCUGUCUCUGCUUUGUCUGCGUUGAGGUACUCGAAGUCCGUCCUUGGCCGUGGCUGGCUGAAAGACACAAACAACAGCAGCGAGGCACUCCUAACUUGCAGUGGAAGAUAACAAGUU